AUGAGAAUCCAAGUCACAGCUUUUAUACCUUUGCUGUCGCUUUUGAUAGGUCUAAGUCAUGGCACUGGACUUGUCUUUAAAAUGACGAACGCUGUUUGCGAGUCACACAACAAAUCCUGGGUGAUAAUCGAAACUUGUCGACUGCACGCAUUGCAACGCAAUAAAACGAUACUCAAUGUCUAUUUAAAUGUUUUGCAUCCUACGAAUUCGGUUUCGAUACGAAUGCAAGUCCAGAAAAAGGCGAACGGAUAUAAACCUUGGGUUUUUGAUACUACCUUCGAUGCUUGCAAAUUUAUGAAGGAUAAAUCGAACAAAGCAGUUAAAGUUGUAUUCGAUCUUUUUAAAGAAUAUUCGAGUCUGGACCAUCCUUGUCCCUAUGUGGGACAACAAUAUCUUAGAGGUUUCUACCCGGCCAUCGAUAAGCUUAGACUUCCGUUGCCAACUGGCGAUUAUCUUCUCUUGAUGACCUGGAAGUUCUACAAUAGAAUUCAACUAGAAACAAAUGUUUACUUUACAUUUGUAGAGGAUUUUUAA
Molecule: messenger RNA, 534 nt
Organism: Drosophila sulfurigaster albostrigata
Lineage: Eukaryota; Metazoa; Arthropoda; Insecta; Diptera; Drosophilidae
Exons: 3
Coding region: 1-534 (177 amino acids)
Source: RefSeq, a predicted model, not a curated record